AUGGCCUCCUCUCUCGCGGCGCAGUUGUCGCAAAUUGCGACCAAGUCGACCAAUGAGCUCGACCUCAAGGCCCAGCGCCUUUCCCACCAGCAGUCGCUAAUCUUCGACCGGAAAAUUGCCGGUUCGCAAGACUUCGAUACCGUUUAUGAUAUCUGUUAUGAAGGAUACCGAGAGCUUUGUUCCCUGGAUCCACGUUUCGAGGACUUCGGGCGCACAAUUUUCAGCGAACAGAGCAAGGCGGAGGACCGAACGCAACUCAGCGCUACCCAGAACCAGGAACUUGAUGCCGUAAUUCAAGCAUUCCUUGGUCUUGUCGGAAGCCGAUUGCAACUUAGCCCCGCAGUUAAAGCUGUGGACUGGUUGGUCAGACGUUUCAGGGCUCACGAAUAUAAUACCGCCUGCAUGAUUCUCACCUUCCUCCCUUAUCAUACGACUCCUCUUUUCUUGAAUCUGCUCUCCAUUCUGCCCAAUGACUUGACCUCGACAUUCAAAGUUCUUUACCCAUAUAAGACCGGCUUGGUUAACCCGCCGCGCCACCCUCUUGUACACAGCGCCACCACAAACAAGCCGUUUUUCGCAGCUUUGAAUGACUAUGUUAUCAAGGUGUGCCGACAGCAUGCCCAGAGCCACACGCUGCUUUCCUUUUGGGCCGGUAUCAUUACCGAGGCGGUGGCGGGUAUGCUAGAUGGUGCUCGCUCGGGCAGAAGAGAAGCCGAGAAGCAGAAGCACGAGGACAUCAUCAUCCGCGUUCUGCCCGUUCUCAGCUCUGCUUUCACGAUGAAGAAGAUCCCAGAACUGAUCAUCAGUUGCUACAUGAUCUCCGUCGUCCUCGCCCAGAAAGCCACUCUCGCCGACGAUGUUCUCAAUGGCUUGAUGGAGAGUGUUGUCGCCUCUUGGUCAGAGGAGACAAUCAGCUCCGGCCUCAUCUGCUUGUCCGUCCUGGCUCAGCAGAAGCCCACGGCUACCCUUCCUAAGAAGGUUUUCAAGGCCAUCUCUCGCCUCGAAAACCCCAUGCAGCAGCUUUCCGAAGUCACCGCACAGUACCAGACAUCUAAGCUUUUGCUUGGUCUUGUUGGCGGCUGUGUUAGCGACUUGGACAAGCAGGAAGAUAACACCCGCCUCGCACUGUUAUCCUCUAUCUUUGAAAAUGCCUCCUUCGGAGAGGAUGAGACUAAGGAGGCCAUGACCAUGGUCCUGAAGGCCGCUAGCGACUCCGAGGAGACUCGUGGCAUGUCCCUGGAUGCUCAGACACAGCUUGCUGAAUUGGUUCAAGGAUUCGGUCGUUCCAGCUCUCUCCAGCCCGUUUUCCAGAAGGCAUUGGCUGAGUCUUCCUUCAACAUCCAGGCUCUGGAACACAAUUUGCAGACCGUGGUCGAGGCUCCGCUUCCGACCCCGGCAAUUGAGGAUGUUGAUAUGCAAGAUGUGGACGAAUUGGACGUGGAUACUUUCACCCCGGCGGCAGAGGCUUUGGCUAAGGAGCCCGCGUUCCCCGAGUCCUUCCUCAGCAAGCAAUUCAUUCCAGAGUUUGACAGCCUUGUGCAAGUCUUCGCGCUGGCUGUUGAUUCCGAGGCGAGACUCGAGCAGUUCACUAAUUUGCGCAUCCUUGGAAAGACCGAUGCAUCGAAGAGCGCUCAAUAUCUGUCGUUCUUGACCCGUGUCCUGUCCGGCUCCUUCCCUCUGGGCACCAGGGUUGCUGCUUUGGGAGCUCUCUCCUCAGCGCUUCAAUCAGUCCCUGGUGAUCUCGACCCUCAGGCACUGUUGCCAUUCCUGCUUGUCGCCCUUUCCGACCCAUCCGAGCGUAUUCGCCGCGAAGCGACUGGCGUUUUGACUGUUGUUGGUUCCAUCUACAAGAACAACAAGGCUGAUGGCAAGCCAUGGGCGCAGGAUACCAUCUAUGGCAAGGGCAAGCAGUCGUCCGGUGUUUCUUGGUUGCCAGCUCAUGAUGUUCAGAAGGUCAUGGAGCGCGCACUGCUUCCUGGAUUGGAGGAAUAUACCCUUGAUCCCGAGUAUAUUGGCAAGGUCCUUGAUGCGAUGAUGCGUGGAUCUGUUCUUUCGGAAGACUCUGGUGCAUCUGAACUCAAGAAGUCUCUCCGGCAAGCAUUCUUCGCAUUCUUGUCAUCGCACGUCAUUCGCAUGCCCGUCUAUGCUCCCAAAUUCGCCCUGUUGCGUCUUCUCAACCUUGUUAAGAAGAUUCCGGGCUCUUCUCGUACCAAGGAACUUCUUCCCUUCCUUGAGAACUGGCGUGCCCUGACCCAGAAAGAGGUCGACGAUAUCUGUACCAAGGAGCGUCUUUCUAUCUCAGAAACAGAGCAGCAGGUUGUCGCCAUCGUUUCACCGAAGGAGGCCGAUGCCAUUAACACCCUAUUGACCAAGGUCAGCCCAGCUAGCGAUUCUUUGCGGUCGUCGUUUGUCGCUGCUGCAUUCGCCCGCAUCAAGGAGAUCUGGGCUAAGAUUCCAGAGGAAAAUCAAGUGGGCGCAGCGGAGAAGCUUUUGGAUAUUUCGCUUGGAAUUGCUUCGGACGAGGUUUCCUUGGCAGAUAACUGCCGUGACGUCCUUCGCAGUGUUGAGCUGUCUGGUCCUAUUCUGGUGACCUUCGUUAAGAAGAUCCCCUCCUCAUUGACUGAUAUCGAGUCUCUUGGCCCUGCUCCCAAGCGGAGACGUACCAGUCAGAACAAUAUGAUUGCAAUGACCGUCAAGGACGAGUCAGAGCUCGCCAAACUUAUGGACAAGAUGACAUUCAUCCUGGAGGUGAUUGAUAGUUCUAGCCCCGAUGCUCACCCGGAGCUGGCCGAUGGCCUGUUCCAGACUCUUGCUGCUCUUCACCACUUCAAGUCUCAAAUUCAGUCUGGAAUGAGCUACCUAUUGAGCUUGACCCUAGGCAGCCUCUUGGCUAUCGUCAACAAGUCCAAGGGAUCUACCAAGCCUCUGUUCGACACCUCGGUUAUCCGGGCCGACUUGGUUGUGGACUGUGUUCGCACCACAGAUAGCCCCCAGGUUCAAAACGCGGCUCUCCUUCUCGUUGCUGGCCUAUCCGUCAUUGCUCCCGAGCUUGUUCUUCACAGUGUCAUGCCCAUCUUCACGUUCAUGGGAUCUAGUGUCCUCCGAAAGGAUGACGACUAUUCUGUAUCUGUCAUUGACCAGACUAUUGAUCAGGUUGUCCCGGCUCUCAUCCAGUCGCUCCGCAACCAAAAGCGUGACAUUGUGUCUGGAACUUCCGAGUUGUUGCUCAGCUUCACUGCGGCAUUCGAGCACAUCCCGUCGCAUCGCCGUCUCCGUCUGUUCCAUGCAUUGAUCAGCAAGCUCGGCACCCAGGACUUCUUGUUCGCUGUUCUUGCAAUGCUUGCCAACCGGUACUCCACCGACAAGGAUGUCUUGACUUUGAUGACUGGAGUCGCCUCAGACACUACUCCUGUUGUGGAGCUCACCACCUACAGCAAGUAUCUCAACCUGAUUCUUGACUCCUUCGAAGCCAAGCCGACUAUCUCCGCUGUCCUCCUAGGAAUUGGCAGUGAUGAUGGCCGUGAUCCUCAGAAGGUUGCUGUGGACCUGCUGCGAGACUUGGCUCACUUGCUCAAGCACUCGUCUCUCAAGUCAAAGCUGGAGACAGCAUUCGAGACUGAAGGCCCCACUACCGACCAGGUGCGUGCUUGCUUCUCUCGAGUUCUCGGUCAGGUUCUCGCCCUUGGCGAAUCCGUGCAGAACAUGAAGCCUGUCAGCCAGGCAUGUGGUGAGGUUCUGGGCUCUCUCUUCGGCACCCUGUCCCUUGUUGACUUCUUGGACACCAUUGAAUACCUCCUUGAUCCUAAGCAAUCGAGCGAUGACCUCCGCCGCAAGGUUCUCCGCCUGCUGGAAAACCGCCUCCGUCAAAACCCUGAGCGUGACAGCGAGUCUCAGCUUAAGGUCCUUGACUUCCUUCCUACUCUGGUUGGUAUCGUCCAGUCCUCGCCUGACUCGCUUCUCAAGCACGCUGCCGUCGCCUGCAUUGACCGUAUCACUGAGAAGUACGGUCGCAAGGAUCCCUCUAAGGUUAUUGCUGCCGCCCAGGUUGUCGCCAGUCCCUCUUGCCUUGGCGAAUCUGAUGAGCGUAUUCGUAUCAUGGGUGUUCUCUGUCUGGCCUCUAUGGCCGAGGUUCUUGGUCAGGCCAUGAUCCCUGCUCUUCCCAAUGCGCUCUCCCAGUCUUUGAGCCUGCUGGAGCUCAGCUUGACCCCCGGAAAGGAGAACUCGCGACUUCACGAUGCUGUCUUUUCCCUGUUCUCUGCCCUGUUUGUUAACCUGCCAUUUAUGAUGUCGGCUAGCCACCUUGACAAAAUUCUGUUGCUCGCUUUCAAGUCUACCAACGCAGAGCUCGAGGACAGCUCCGAGGACAGCCGCCUGGAGACACUCCGUUUGAUGGCCUCUCGCAAGAUGGAUAUGGCUGCUACCCUUGGUGCCAUUGACCGCAACUGGCCGCAAGUCGUGGAGGCCGGUCCCACUGCGGCCAACGAGGUCUUAGAGAUUCUCAACCUUGCCGUCGAGAAGAACACCAAGGCCGUUGUCGUGAAGAACGUCGGGGUCCUCUCCAACAUCCUCUUCAAGGCCUUUGACCUUCGCCGUGAGCAAGUUGCUCUGGGAGAUCGCGCCAACUUUGAUGCUGCCGACUUGGACGAAGCUGAGGGUGCAUUGAACGAUGUCACCAUCAAGAUGAUCUACAAGCUCAACGACAGCACGUUCCGACCCCUCUUCAUCAAGUUUGUUGAUUGGGCCACCAACGGCGCCCCCAAGAAGGAUGAGCAAGGUCGCGUGUCCCGUCUUACAACCUUCUACAAGUUCCUCCAGAGCUUCUUUGGCACUCUCCAGUCUAUUGUCACCAGUUACUCCAGCUACAUCUUGGAGAAUGUUAUCGAGGUCUUGAGCUCAACCGGUCCAGCCAAGGCGACCAGGACUCUCUGGCUGGCUUCUCUCCGGACUCUUUGCAACUCGUUCCAGCAUGACCAAGAUGAAUUCUGGCAAUCUCCCUCCCACCUCGCCAGCAUCUCUGGUCCCCUUAUUGCCCAGCUGGCUCACGCAACUACCUCGAAGACUGCUGAGUUGGUGAUCGAAGAGGUAGUCCCCGCCAUCACAGACCUCGCCAUCGCUGCCGACUCCACCGACAACCACAAGGAGCUUAACAAUGCUCUGAUGAAGUACCUCCGACCUUCAUCCGCCCCUAACGCCAAGUCGGCUGGUGGUGAUAACGCUUUCACUCGCCUCGCCGCCCUGAAAGCCGAGCAGGCGCUCACUGAGCAGCUCGGCGAGGAGUGGCUUGCCCUCCUUCCCGAGAUGCUGCCUUAUAUCAGCGAGUUGAUGGAGGAUGAAGACGAGAGUGUUGAGAGAGAGGUGCGCAAGUGGGUGAAGCAGAUUGAGGGUGUGCUGGGAGAGCGACUUGACGAUAUGUUGACCUAA
Molecule: messenger RNA, 5421 nt
Organism: Penicillium atrosanguineum
Lineage: Eukaryota; Fungi; Ascomycota; Eurotiomycetes; Eurotiales; Aspergillaceae
Gene: utp10
Product: snoRNA-binding rRNA-processing protein UTP10
Exons: 3
Coding region: 1-5421 (1806 amino acids)
Biological process (GO): positive regulation of transcription by RNA polymerase I; maturation of SSU-rRNA from tricistronic rRNA transcript (SSU-rRNA, 5.8S rRNA, LSU-rRNA)
Cellular component (GO): 90S preribosome; small-subunit processome; t-UTP complex
Molecular function (GO): snoRNA binding
Source: RefSeq, a predicted model, not a curated record